Solanum stenotomum is the source of this 946-nucleotide messenger RNA. RefSeq lists its product as uncharacterized. The transcript is spliced from 3 exons. NCBI's taxonomy places the organism in Eukaryota, Viridiplantae, Streptophyta, Magnoliopsida, Solanales, Solanaceae. The record is from RefSeq and is a predicted model, not a curated record. The coding region runs from base 291 to 803 and encodes 170 amino acids.
CUCUGCUCAGCUCUUAUGUUUUAUUUUUGUUUUAUAGUUAAUAUUAAAAUAAAUUUUUCUGGUUCGGUGGUUGAUUUAUUGAAAACUGCCUUAUAAAAAUCUCAUAUCCCUCUAAUUUUUUAUUUUUUCAGAGUAAGAGCAAAAAACAAGAAGUGGGGUUUUGAGUUCUUGAUGUAAAUUGUGGAUUUGCACAAUUUUUGGUUUUAUUAUUGAGUUUCCAAGAAUCUUGAUACAUCUGUCUGACUCUGUGUCCGGUGCCUGCAUUGGAUAAGUUCCUGGAUAUAGGAAGAAUGGCCAUGACAUUUACCCCCUUGUCAUGGUUGCUUUGGAGUGGAAAACAUCAAGAACCCAAAAUUUCUAAUGGUUCCUCUUUAAAUUCAUCACCUGAUUCGUUAUUGUGGGAUUCGGAUACUUUGAAGUUUCCUCUUGAUCGCAGGAGGGACAUGGCUUCCUCAUCAAGAAGGGUUAAGCGAAAAUGGCAGAGUCGUGAGGAACGAAAGAUUGACAGGGAAUAUGAUAUUGUUAUUGUGCCAUCAGAUGGUGGAUGUGUUUCAGGGUCUGAGUCUGAGGAUUCAGAUUGGUCAGUUGGAUGGUUGGAGCCUCAUGGACCUGGAUUCAAUAGUGAUGAUGAUUUAGAUGAUAGCUUUGCUGUGCUUGUUCCUUGCUAUGGCUACGGUUGUGCAAAUGUGGAAGAAAAUGCACAAGAUAAGUUUCUGCAAGCCAUUGCAAACUUGAAGGACAUAUAUGCUACUGAGAAUAAGAAGUAUAUGGAGCACUGGGUCUCUUCUCUGAGGAAUCACUGAAAUCCAGCAGCGCCUAUGGUGCUGAUCAAAACUUGUUUUCUGCUGCUUAUCCUGAUUCUAUGUUGCAGUGGAUCAAACUUGAGCUGUUAUGGUUACCCACUACAAGCUUAGAUAUGAACUCUAUAGAAAUAUAAAGAUAUGAU